Ylistrum balloti is the source of this 3300-nucleotide messenger RNA. RefSeq lists its product as uncharacterized. The record is from RefSeq and is a predicted model, not a curated record. Lineage: Eukaryota; Metazoa; Mollusca; Bivalvia; Pectinida; Pectinidae. The transcript has 20 exons. Bases 1 to 3300 code for a protein of 1099 amino acids. Gene Ontology annotation, molecular function: protein binding.
AUGGACGACUGCAAUCUAGAAAAGUUAGCUGUCAAACCUGGAAAAUUGACCCCAGUAUUCAACAAGGAUACUACAGAAUAUGCUGUGACCGUUGCAAGCAAUGUGGAAAAAAUCCGAAUUGAUCCGCUCACAAGUGACACCGGUGCAUCUUAUUCUAUAUCUGGAAGUGGAGGAGAGAAGGAGGUUGGUCUACCAGAAGGAGUUGUAACUGAUAUCAAAAUAGAAGUCACUUCAGAAGAUGGCACUGUGAAAAACUAUUUCCUCCAUGUGAAACGCCUCUCGGCUAAAGAUGCUGUACUUAGUGACCUUAAGUUUUCUCAAGGAUGUCUCAUGCCUGAGUUUGAUUCUGCAGUUACCACUUACUCUUGUGUAUUACCAUGCAAUGUGGCCAGUGUCACUGCUAAACCAGUUGCACCAGACCCCAAAAAUGUCGUUUUGGUAUGUGGGGAGAAGCCUGGAACAGCCUACCCACUAAAUGUGGGAGAGACCAACAUCCAGAUAGAAGUGACGUCUGCUGAUGGUUCUAACAAACAGACCUACAGUAUUGACAUACUGAGGAAGCCUAUGCCCAGAUAUGCCAAGUUUACAGACCCUGAAUUGGCACAGAAGUAUGAGUGUCCCAUAUCACUCUCACCUCUCUACCGACCCAUCUCCAUUCGGGGGAGUGAGCCAAAACACACCUACUCUGCUCCAAACAUUGAUGCCAUGACUCGCACUUCUAAAGUGGAUCCCAUCAGUGGUAUGACACUUAUGGGUGAUUGGAGGAUAGUCGACAUUGCCAUGGAGAAACAAAUGGCUGCUGCACUAACAAACAUCCCACUGACAUAUGGAGGUACAUCAGAUGCUCUUAAGUUUGGAGAACUAGCUGCAAGUAUUGAAAAGUGUAAUGUGGAACCUAAAGUUGAGGAUUUAAAGGAUAAAUUUAAGGACUCUUCAGCAACAUUAGCACACUCUGUCAAGGUACGUGGAUGGGAGAAGAAUUUACAACAGAUUUUCGGAGAGAACAAAGUUGAUAAAUUAGUUGGACAAGCAAAAGAUGAAAUCAAGACCUAUUUCACAAUUCUACCAAAACCAGGUCAGUCUAAACAGUGGUCAGAGGGACAGGGGCCUCUAGAUUGUCUCCUCAGGGCUGCACAUUGUUAUGCUGUAGCCAUCUCAAACAAGCCUAAAGAUGCCAAUCUGCACUUACAGCUAGGCAUGGUUCUUGAGGAGCGGUAUUAUGCCGAGGAUAUGUUUGGUCUUAAAAAGGAGGAGUCUGAUUCUCUGCCAUCCAUGAACUUAGAUGCAAAAGAGAGUUCGAAAUCAGAGGAGUGUGCUGCUAUUUGUAAGCUUCAUGGUGUUGAUGCGGACACAGCUCCUCUAGCCCUCCAAUUGAAGGCUAUAGAUGAAGAAUACCAGCAGCUCAACCAGAAUGGCCAGAGUUCGAAGGCUGACCAUGUCAUGGGACUGUUUGUCUGGAAGUCAAAACAAGCCAAACCGGAAGGUGCUGCAGCCCAGAAGGCUGAGGAUGAGGAGUCACCACUAGGACAGGCCUACCUUAAGUAUAUGGAUGCACUUGUCCUGGAUGAGCCCAAAGCUGUGUACAAUUUCCAUGUGGGACGUAUGCUUGUCAUACAGGGAAAAUAUACUGAUGCCAUCUCACGAUUGGAGGUCACCUUAAACUGGAAUCCUCAGUAUCAGUUAGCCAGGUUUUACCUUGGCUUGGCCUUAGCCUUCCAGCCUGGAGGUCCAGGAGCCCGUACCAAGGAGACUGUAGGGUAUCUGUUGGAAAUCAUGGAAUCUCUGCUUCAAGCAAACACCAAAGACUCACUGUCUGCCGAGCAAGCAUGGGAAUUAAAUCCUAUCCUACAUGCUGAAAACAUUGUACGGUCUAGUAAUGUGCAUCUCCUACGUGGCAUCAUCAGUCUAGGGGUCCUACUCGCACAGAACCCUGACAUUAAGGAUUGUAUGGCUGCACAAGAUGUAUUUCACACGGCUGGCCUACUGGCCUCUCAGAUCCUGCCUAACAUCAGUAAAGGGGACACAUUUAAACAAGUUGAGUGGGUCCUGCUGGAUGCUCACUCUUAUCUACUCAAUAUGCUGUCCUGUAACCAGAGUGGUCAGGAAAAAAUCAUUGCCCAGCGAUGUAUGCGGCUAUCAGCUCUCAUAUUUAAUUCCUCAAUCCCAAUGAAUGAACAGCUUUUACAACUACAGGAAAAGACAUGUCAACAACUGGUACAGAUACAGCCAUGCAGUAGCCAUGCACUUUACCUCCUGGGUGCAGCCCAGUUUGCACAGUACGAAAACACGACACCUGGGGAUUUAGCAAACACCCAUCUUCAACACAGCAUUUCUUCAUAUGAGGUUUCCAUUGAUCUGGAGGGCAAGCCAAUGGCAGGAAAUCCCCCAGAAAAACUAACAGGCCAGGAAUGGUGGCAGAAGAAAAUUAAGGAAGAGGAAGAGAAGAAAGCUGAAGAAGCUAAAAAGAAAGCAGCUGCAGAGGCAGCAGCUAAACCAGCAGGGAGGGGUGCACCAGCUGCACGAGGUGGAGCAGCUGCUAGAGGGGCUGCAAGGGGGGCACCUGCUGCCAGAGGAAGGGGCGCGCCCCCAGCUAGAGGAGGUGUAGCUGCUCGGGGAGCUGCACGAGGAGGUGCCGCAGCCAAGACUCCAGCAGGUAAAGCUGCCCCUGUCCCUACUAAAGCUGCUCCUGGAAAACCAGCGGCAAAGACACCUCACUGUGACCCCAAGGCGCCUACAAAACAGGAAGAUGUACCUGCUGCCAAGGCUCCAGCAUCUACAGCCGCUCCGGCUCAGACCACAACCCAAGCUCCACCCCCUAAAGGAACCCCCAUCAAUAGAACAUCCUACUACCCUCAUCUUGGAUUAGCAAGGGCCUUCAGAGCUGCUGGAAACAUUCCAGAUUCACAGAAAAACUACAAUGAUGUCAUUGUCAUGGCACCAGAGGUACAUGAUGCCUACAUUGAACUAGCAGAAAUGCUGACAAAGACAGACCCAGCUGGUGCUGUGGAUGUCUAUUCCAAGUUCCCGAUGCCUGAGGAGCCAUCAUUUGAUGAUGCCUUUAUACUCGGAGAGUUAGUAAGACUUCUUAUGAAGACAGAGAGUUUUGAUGAUCCACGUCUCCUGACCUAUAUGGUUUCCUAUGGGCGUGUCCUAGGAUUAGGUGUUUUAGAGAGGUAUGUCAAAAUCUUGGAAGACAAAUUUAAAAAUGACCUUCUGAAGAAAGUAUAUGCAGGUGUGAACAGGAAAGAUGUGGAUGAUCCUGAUUUAGAGGCAUUCUUCAGGUUCAAAUGCUGGCUGUAA